CUCUAUCUUGAGUGGCGCCUGUGGCAGGUUGUUCUAUGUGUGGCUGCCCUUGCCAUGGGGUCACUGCUGUGCUAGUUAAUGCUGGCCAUUCUGGGUUUGUUUCAGAUGAAUGCAUGCAAGUUACAUGCAGCACAAUGCCGGUGACUGUUGAAAGAAAAUGUAAAGAAAAGUGGAUCAGUGUAAAGAUUAAUUCUGCAAAAGGCACUCUAGGGAGUUUGACUCUUCUGACAAUGGGUAUCGCACAUGAUGGACAGAUGGACAGACAGACACUUGCUUGAGGACAUUGCAGCUGUUUUUGCAGCCACUACUUCAUCCUGCUAAGUAUAACCCUAACUUAAAAAAAAGGUGUAUUUGCACAAAUAAAUAUAAAUCUCUGUCUUUUAGGCAUGUAUAACAGAUUUUUUUUCAGCAUUCGCUUUGUGGUGACAUGUUGAUAAACAGCUAUGUGUGGGGACAGUACAUCAAAUGCAUAAUGUUAACACAGCUGGCACUGAAACAGUCAUCAAAUUCCUGUUGCUAUGGAAACACUGUUUUCUGAGUCUUAUGAAACAAACCUAAAAUGGUUCCUAUAGCUGAGCAGGUGAACAAUCAGCAGUGUGUAUAGAGUGAGUGUGGGUGCACAUUUAUGUCUGUACCAAUACCUUGAAUGUCACACUUAUUGUGCGAUCUCUCUGAUACAGUCAAUGUGGAGGUGAAAUAUAAUAUUAAGGGUCAUUUGAAGGGAUGAAUUAUAUACAACACAAGAUCUGCCACUUACUGCCAUUGGACUAUGCAUUAUGUUUAGUUAGUAGGAAGUAAAUUUUACUGGCACUGUGUCACGCUGGAUGUAUGUUCUUGUGUUCAGAAAUACAGCUAGUAUUAAAUGCAACAGUCUGCAGUGUUAUGGUUAAACUAAACUAAACUUCAGAUGACAAAAAUUGUUGGCAAACUGGGAUGUAUGAUAUGAAAAGGCUACUGAUGCAUUAUGUUAUAUUUUGAAAUUUGUUGUUUACACACAGCUAAGGGUAAGGGAGGCUUGGAUUAAGAGAGUAAAGGCAUAUAUGUACAGUAUUCAUAUGUUCCCACUGAGCAUUUUUUGGUCUAAAAGAGGUCUGAUAGAAGUCUAAAUGUAGCCUAGACGACUGGUCUAAAAUCAGGCUACCACAAGUCUAAAAUUGAAAUUGAAGUCUAUAUCUAUACUAAACAGUAUAUUGCUCAACGACUAUGAUAAUUACUUUGGUUAAGUACUUGGAGAUCAGUUGUGCAACUCACAGUUGCUUUUUGAAAUAAAUAGUUAUCAAAUAAUGGGUUAACAUACAUUAAUGCAAUGUCUAAAUUCUGUCUAAAAAUAACAGAAUCUAGACGGUUGAAAUUAGGUUUUAAAAAAAAUAGAUGUCUAAUUGCUGUCUAUUACUCAGUGGGUUGAUAUCGCAUACCUUACCAUUCCAAAUGUAAUCCUUAUUGUUCAUACACGGAAACAAAGCACAGUGUUUUCUUUGCUGUGAACUGAAGCACUGCUGUGCAUGUAAUAAUGUCUUUUUCCAUUUCAAGCCAUAAUCCAGCCACUAAACUGUCAAAUUAAGCAUGCUCACUGGACGAAUGUCAGAGGUCCAUAUGUUUGUAGUGAUUCCUAUUCCACUGAUGUUGUUGCUGAUCAGACUGUGAAUGUGUGCAGAGAUCGCAUUAUUUGCACAUUUGCAAAGUCAUGGCAACUUGGAAUAAUGAUCAAAUUACACUACCAGCCAGUAAAAUUCUUGGUGCGUUUUUCACACUGUGUAUCUAUUUUUCAGAGCAAGUGGUGACUAACAAACCCAGGCAUGUUACAGAACAGUGCAGCAAAGAAAUACUUAAUAUAAACUAUAACAUUUGAGAUCAUACUUCUUCAGUUUAGGAGCCUAAAUGACACUGCUGACAUGAUUUGGUCAGUCUAUGUGAAGGGUACAUAAUUGCCAAAUUAGCUUUGAGAGAGAGAUGAAAGAUGAUUGAGUAGUGCAUUAAAAUGUAUACAUACAGUAUGUAAGCCCUUUUGAUUUUCAACAUUUUGAUUUCACAGAUUUUUCUCAAUUUCUGUAUAAUAUACAGUUGUUUGAAUUUGGUAUCCACUUGGGAAACCCUGGAAUAAAACUAAUUUAUAGUAACAUGUUCCUGUGGUCCAGUUGACCCAGUAAAGACUCCUCAAAGAAACCCUCACUGCUCUUCUCCAUAAGAUGCAUUCAGGCAGGGAUCUAUCUGCUCAAGGCUAUCAGAACAGCCUUGCCCUGCCAGAUGUUGUGACCGACUUUGCUUGUCUGUUUUGGACGGAUUUCCUAGACUCCCUCAGCUUUGGCCAAAAAUAGUGCAGCCUGGCUGGGCACAGUGUGAUUUUUGCUACAGAUGAUUUUAUUCAUAGUUGUUUUGUUGCUGAAACAAAGAUGUAGUUUACAGCCAAUAUUCCUCUUUGCUGAACUAAAAGCAGUGCCUGUUAAAUAUUCCGUGGUGUCUCUCCAGUUUCUUUUUUGGUACAUGAACACAAGGCCUCUAAUUCCUUCACUGCCUGAUUAUAAUGUUGUUAUCUUUGGACUCUACCCCAAAUCUCACACAAGGGAGCCAUGACUACUGACCUAGCAAUUCCUCUUUAGUCUCCUUAUUAUGACUCACUUGCUUCUUCAAUAUGCUCCCUUUAAAAUUCAAGUUUAACAGAUUAACAUAAGGAUAUUUUCUGAAACUCUUUGCACUAUUUGACACUUAAGACAGAGAUUAAUGAUGGUGUCAUUUGCCUAUGAGGUAGACUUAUCAAUCAACUAAAAUAACAGCAUUGGACUCUUUCAUAUACACAAUUGUUUGAUUCUCUAUGGCAUGCCAGUCAGUGUUUUUAAGUUUGACCUGCUUUUAUCUGUACUAUAAAACCUGUACUCCAUAAAAACACAGAGGAGAAAAUAGUAUAGUUUAACUGUUGGUGUUGCUAUUUUUGAGCUCUUGUGCAGUGAUUGAAACCUUACUCUGUUCAUAAAGGAGAGUGUGUGUGAGUGCAGUGGGGGCACUGACAUAGACACAUAAAUGUUCUUGAUUUAUUCUAUUAUACGCACAAGAGGGGGAUGUUCGUCUAAAGUUGUAAUUUCAUGCACUAACAAAAAAAGUGCCACUUGCACAGCCCAAAUGGUUGGUUGUUAGCAUUAAUCCCUCCUCUUAUAUGACCAUUGGCUAAUCAUGAUAUAGAACUUCUGGACACUCCGGAGGCAGCCAAUCAGAUUUCAAGGGGUCAGCGACACCCCUCGCCACCUCUCUGGACACUAGAAAACCACACAGGCGGAGCCGGCCCAAGGCAUAAGCGAUCUGAGUGCCUGUUUAGGGCUCCGCAGCUAAUAAGGGGCCCCAAAAGCAAUCAAAAAGAAAAAAGAAAAACAAUUAUAUUUUUUGCAUGUAUGAGUGAUGCUUUCUGUAUGAUCAAAUAUAUAUUAUUGUAAAAAUAAAAUAAAGUAAAAACAUUUUAGUGCUGUUGCUGAUGCAGACCUAUGAUUCUUACUGCCAAUAUGUCAAAGCUCCGUUACCGUUAUGUGCCUGACAUAUCCUUCAGGAGCAGAGAAAAAGAGGAAGAAGAGAAAAAAAACGCCAAGAUAAAGGUAUGUUUGCAUGUCAGGGAAUGUUAAUCAAAGAGAUUUGUGAAGGUGUGUGAAUGAUCAACAAUCAAUAUUAUAGGCAGAAAUAGAGGGCCCCAAAAACAAAUUCUGCUUAGGGCCCCAUUGAGGCCUGGGCGGCCGGCUCUGCAUACAGGUGACACUGACUGAGAGCUUUUGAAGAGGGUCCUAUGUCUUUGUUUCACAUUGCUUUUUUUCUGUCCAUGUAAGGUUAGCAAAAAUCAGGUUUCAAGAAAAAAAUAUUCUUAUGAUUAUUCUUGUAAGAAAACUAUUUGAUGCUGUUUUAAUUCGUAGGAAACAACCAUUUCAGAAAAAAACAUGGUGAGUACAUGUAUCAUUCUGGUUCAGGGCAAUUACUAAAUAUCAACAAGAAAGAAACAAGCUAACACUCUCACUCAUUGCCACAUAGAGUUUUUCUAAAUCAAUAUGUUUCUGUCACUGGUCAUUUUUCACCUUGGUUUCCCUCUUGCAUGUUUGACUACAUCAUGGAGCUUAUAGAGCUACUGGUUUGAAAGAUAUAUUCACAUGAGGGUGUGGCCCCAUCUUCAAUCACCUAGAAAAAGACUGAAAGGCCCAAAUUUGGAAUAUUUCAGUCAAGAAGCUCUAAAACAUGAUAGAUUUGGUAAAAGAGUAAAAAUGAAAAAGGUUGUACAGUGGUUCAGAUGAUCAAAUACAAACAAAAGAGGUUUGCAAGAUUGAUGUGAGGUUGUGUGUGAAUUAAUAAUGUAAAUUAAAUGUAUGAUGUGGCGUAUGUGUGAGGAUGAGCAUGCAUUUUUUUUUGUAUGUCAUCUGGUCACAUAAUUUGGCUGCAGCGACAACCUAACCCAACCUUGUAGUAAAAGAACAGUGAGAUUUCACCAAAAACAAGGCAAGAAAGGGAGGACAAGUAUAUAGAGUGUUAGAAUGAUGUACUUAAACUUCCUAAUAAUGCCAAAACGAGUUCUCUUCAAGCUCGGCACUGACCAAAAAAAGUACCAAUCAAUAAAACAGAAACAGCAAGCAGCAACACAAUCCCAUGUGGGCAGGAAGCACUUAACUUCAACAGAUGUGCUCUAUCAGCUCUCACUGAGGGCACCUGGCUCACCUCUGCAUAAAGAAACAGUCUGUGAAAUAGGUCACUGAAGCAGCUGUGUUACCAAAACACAGUAAAUCCUGCGUACCUUUGUCAUCAACCACACGCAAUUGGGGGGAACGGCUGGAAUUUGAUGAAAUGCCUACAACAAUGAAACAGGUGAAUCAUCCUAAAUCAUAUGGGGGGAUGCAUAAUGCGUUAAGAGAAAGUAGGUCAAACACAAAUUUCCAAUUGACUCAAUGGUAAAGUGAUAAAAGCAUGUUAAUUUAUGAAUUUUAUUCUCUUGUCGCAUCAUAUUGCGACAAAAUGUUACAAAAGUGGCAAUCAACGCCUCUCUAAGAGCUAUAAUAACAGUUAAAAUAUCUGAGAGGUGUUGUAUUGGUGUUGUCCAUGGCUGCAAAAUCUUGUGCAUUUUGUCACCAGAUGUUUGCAUUUAAGGCCCUGAGGAUUCAAAAUACCCUUUUUUUGCACAAACCUGAAAGCUUCACACAAUUUCCCCCCUCCCAUCUUUAAACCCCUGGGUUAUUUUUCCAUGUAACACAUUAACACCUGUGGACAAUCUAAAUCUUCCACCUGGGAGGAUAUGCAAACCCCAUACCACUGUGGUGAAGUGCUUAUGUAUCCACAAUUUUAACAUGUUGUCCCUCAAAUGAAGGGUUGGGGAGCUAGUUCCUAGAAAUUCAUCAAAAAUCUGUCAGGGAGGGGGUAACUGUUGCAUUUAUUUACAAUUAAUGUGAAUUUUGCAAUCAGAGAAACAGGCUGGAUUGUUCUCAGACAAAGACAAACACUUCAGCUCUGCACCACGUCCAGUCUCAUUAUUUGUUUUCAAAUUCAUAAGUCGAUUUUAGCAGGCUGUCAUCUUUCUUGUCUCCGUGCCCAUAUAUAACCCUAUAUCAUGCCUCUCCUCGGGAGAUAUGGGCUGCUAUAGCCUUUAGAGAGAACAUGAGACUCCUGCUUUGUGGGGUCCACCACGGGCAUCUUAAAUACGAUUAUGUGACCUGACAGUCCGGGGUCUACCACUGACAGUGAUCCAUGUGGAGGGAAGCUUGUGAUUGUCAGUGCAAUGCUUUCAUUCUGCUGCGCUUUGCCCAAAUGCUCGCCAUGCGGUGGGCUGCGCCACAGAAUCGCUACCGGCGAAUUACCCAUCCUUACGAUUCCAGUCCAGACAAAGAGACAAACAUGAGCAUGUCCCCAAACAUGUGUCUCUCUGCGUGUGUGUGUGGCUGCGAUUGUUUCCAGCUUGUGUCUCUCAUUUAAAAGGAGGAGAUGUGAUGCUGACUAUUUGCAGAUUGGUUGUGACCUUGCCUUCAGGAGCAGCAUGAGUCUGGAUAAAUUCAACACCGGUGAAUUCAAUGGUUCAUCCACGUAUUUGGGCUACAUUUUCCAUUUCACUGAUUUUAACAAAGAUGUUUUCCAGCCACGUGCUGCACCGUAAUUGUGAUUUUUUUAAUGAAUGAGUGGUGUAGUGGACUACACUACAUGUAUAUUUAUGGUCAUAUGGAGGGGGUGCAUUCAUGUGUUGGUCGUCUAUUAGCUUCAGACCCCGACACCGACAUCGCCAUGAAGGGAUGAGAGGAGAGAAAAGGGUGGGGGGAGAAGGAGGAGGGGAGCUGCGCCACAGUGAAGAGGAGAGAGCAGGAGUCUGAGAGCGCGCUAGGGUGGGAUACUGUCCUCAUACAGUCAAGUCAGCGUCAUUUCAUUGCCCCAUUUCCGUAUGUACUUUCAAAAUAAAAGCUUGGUUGAUGCGUAUUCAUUCUACUUUAAGCUUUUAAUGAAAUACUCUGCAAAUAUACAAGGUAUCAUGCACUUUAAAACAAAAUUAAAUGGAAACGAUUUGCACUGGAGCGCCAAUAACUCGUUGAUCCUGUUAAUAACUUAUAUAAACUUGCAAGUUAUGUGAAAGGACAAUGAGAAAUUCAAUAAACACUCUAGAAAAACUCUCUAUUUCAGUAUUUAACGGUGCCAACAUGCAUUUUGACGUGUCUUGAGUUUCUCGGCAUAAGUAAGCAAACUGAAUUAGCUGAGGGAAAGGAGGUGACGCUUUCUGCUAAAUUAUUUUGAAGGAAACACACACUUUUCCGGUUUAAUUUGUUGAAAAUUCCCCUGUCUUUACAGAUCUCACAGCUCCAGCGGCAGGGAAACACACCCGUCAGCAGCGCGCACUGGAGACAAAAAGCGCAUCACGGACAAAGGAAAUAUGGGUGCGCUGGAGAGGAUUCACCUCAGCCGGGUAACACAAUGGAUGAGCCGCUACUGUUUCAUUACCAGAAGACCAAUUAGCCCACCUUAAUGAGGUGCUGGGAUGCAAGAUACUGCAAGCUAAAAAGGCGGAAGGCUGCGUUUAAUCCGUCUGCGGAUCCUAUGAGCUUGCAAUGGCUGUGGCGGGGAUAUGCAACUGGAUAGGGAAUAAUGUGCCUUUUUAUUUUGUGAUAUUUUCCUUGUUUUGUGGCCUUUCGUUUGGACAGUUACGAUAUUCUAUCACAGAAGAACUGGAAAAUGGGGCACUGGUCGGUGAUUUGGCGCAUGACUUGGGGCUGGAUAUUCGAAAGCUCGCCACCCGAAAAAUUAAGGUAACCUCUAACAGCGGCAAACGCUAUGUGAUUGUCAACCCCAAAAAUGGGAAAUUACUUGUCAAUGAGAGGAUUGACAGGGAGGCAUUGUGUGAUCUAUCAAACACCUGCCUCAUUAAUCUGGAGGUGAUGGUUGAAAACCCCUCUGAGGUACACCAUGUCGAGGUGGAGAUUGUGGACGCCAAUGAUAAUGCGCCGCAGUUCCCCAGAGAUGAGUACCAACUGGAAAUCACAGAAUCUGCUUUACCAGGGUCUCGUUACCCCAUUGAAAAUGCAGAAGAUCCAGACAUUGGGUCCAAUUCUGUGCGCAUGUAUCAGCUGAGCACCAACGACCAUUUCGCUCUGGUGUCCAACAAACCCUCCCUCAAUACAAAGCACAUCGAGCUCGUGCUCAAGAAGCCCAUUGAUCGAGAACAGACGCCUUACCACCAGUUAAUUCUAAGUGCUGUGGAUGGUGGGACACCAGAGAAAACAGGCACGGCUACAAUCAAUGUCCGGGUCCUGGACACAAAUGACAAUAUCCCCACGUUUGACAGCUCAGUGUACAAGGUGAAACUGUUAGAGAACUCGCCCAAAGACACUCUGGUAAUUAAACUGAAUGCCACUGAUCUGGAUGAGGGCACCAAUGGAGAGAUUUAUUACUCUUUCAGCAGCUACACUCCAGAGAGAGUGAGGCAGAUGUUCAGCAUGGACACAAACACUGGAGAGAUAAGAGUGAGGAGCAAUGUUGAUUAUGAAGAGACUAACUCCUAUGAGAUGUACAUCCAAGCGAUGGAUAAGGGCCCUGGGGCGAUGGCAGCACACUGCAAGGUGGUGGUGGAGGUAGUGGAUGUGAAUGACAAUGUCCCUCAGAUAGUGCUGUCAUCUCUGUCGAGCCCUGUGAGGGAGGACGCCCGUGCAGACACAGUUGUGGCCCUCAUUAGUGUUACUGAUCGAGACUCCGGCGCUAACAAGCAGGUGAGCUUGGAGAUCCCAGCAGGCCUUCCUUUCAAGAUCAAAUCAUUCAGAAAUUACUACACUCUGGUUACCUCUGCCUUUCUGGACCGAGAGACCACCGAUGCCUACAAUGUCACUCUGAGUGCCACAGAUGGUGGGAACCCUCCCCUUUCCUCCCAGAAGACCAUACAGGUAGAUGUGGCCGAUGUGAAUGACAACCCACCCAGGUUUGAGCAGACUUCCUACACUGUAUAUGUGACAGAGAACAAUGCCCCUGGGGCCUCUUUGUGUACUGUGAAAGCGCAGGAUGCAGACAUUAAAGAAAAUGCGCGCAUCACCUACACAGUGCUCAAUGACAACAACCAUGGCAUCCCUGUCACCUCGUAUGUGUCUGUGAAGGCCGAUACAGGCGAGGCUUACGCCCUGCGAGCCUUUGACUAUGAAUCACUGAGAGAGUUUCACUUCCAGGUCAAAGCUCAAGAUGGGGGCAUUCCCCCACUCAGCCGAGUUGCCACCGUCUACAUCUACAUCAUGGAUCAGAACGAUCACGCACCAUUAAUAGUCAACCCUCCCGGCAAUGGUACACGCUCCUUGGAAACAGUUCAAAAGAACACAGAGCCUGGUGCCUUGGUGACCAAAGUUGUAGCCUAUGAUGCAGACGCAGGUCCAAAUGCCUGGCUGGUUUAUGUGCUGGAGACAGCCACUGACCUGGACUUGUUCAAGGUACAUGAACACACCGGUGAGAUCAGGACCACUAGAAGGAUCAUGGAGGACAACUCCACCUCCUUCACUCUGACUGUUCUGGUGAAGGACCACGGGCAGCCUGCCCUUUCCUCCACCGCCACCAUCAACGUAGCCGUCAUGGAAGUUCCACCUAAAGCUGUUCCUGACACCAGGAAGAUCAUGAAACCCCACAGCACCCUGCUGUUCUCCAACGUGACUCUCUACCUGAUUGUCGCUUUGAGCGCCACCACCUUCGUGUUCCUCGUCACUGUGGUGGUGUUGGCCAUCGUUCGGUGUCACGCCUACUGCACCCAGCCUGGGUCAUGCUCCCCUUGCUGUGGGUCACAGAAGCCCCCUCCAGAUGGUGGGAGCAGCAGUGUAAGUGCUGGUGGGGCUGCUGCAGCUGCCGGAGCACAACCUAAUAACAAUGUGGUGCUUCGUAGAGACCUUAAAGUUGAGCCUCACUACAUCGAAGUGCGUGGGAAUGGAUCCCUCACAAAGACUUACUGCUACAAGACCUGUCUGACCGCCACCUCUGGUAGUGAUACGUUCAUGUUCUACAACACAGGACGUCCCAUCAGUGGCACCUGGGGCAGUGGUGCUGACCGCUUCUUCACCAGUGGAAGUGGAUUUGUACGCAGACUGAGUAUGCCUGAUGCCUCGCUGCAAAUCUGCCCAGAGGUUUGUCAUUAAUUUUUCAUCUCCACCUUUCUACACAUUACUAGAAGGAUAUGAAUCAUUAUGUUGUUAGAUUGAAUGACAUUUUAGGUAAUUACAAACAACAGUAGACCAUUUUAGAUGCAUGUGAAACAGGAUUCUUUAUGGCUUUCGCUAAAGUUUGCACUGAUUUUGUCAGAUGUUGGUGCUGCAGGGCGAUGAUAUUCCUUCACGCCAAGUUUGAUCCCCUCCUGCAGUGAAUUGAAUCCUUGCAGGCCUCAUCUCUCUUUGUUCAGUUCCCACUUGUACCGUGCAGUCGCUGAGCCCAGCCCAGCUCAGCACUCACUCUGCAUUAGUGUCAGGUCUGAUGCUUUUCAGGCUCCUGUGUUAUUUCUGAUGAUUCAGAGAUUUGUGUUUCACUUUGAGGGUUGUCAUCACAUCUACAUUAAGAACAGGUCAUGUAGUCUUCAGUACUUGCUCAUUCUCUGUGCUAGUGGGUUUGACUCGUGUGUGUGUGGGGGGGGGUUAGUGUGUCUCUGUGUGAGUAAAACUGUUACAGUGGAGCACUUGGGGGUUAACUGACUUGAUCAAAGGCCCUGCAGGAGUAGCUGAUGUUGCCUGUGACAGGGGUCUUAAAGGUCAUGGUCUGUUUGUCUGCAAAGAUGCAUUACCAGUGCAAAAUGCUGCAAUGAUAUAAUCUUAACUCUUGAAAAAAUGGCCCACCAGACAACAGUAUGUGAUCUUGUGACAGUGUUUGUACAAGUAAUAUCCAAUUUCCCAAGAAAUGCAAAAAAAAAAAAAAAAAGCAAUCAAAUCUUAAACACUCUAAACAAAGAAGUCUAAAUUCAGAAUAUUGCUGUUGUUCAUUCUUAACUAUCCCACUGAGGAAAUCCUGCUUAUCUGCUUUUCCAGCCAUGCAUGCACUAUUUUCCUGCUCCUACAUCUUCAUGUCUUGACUCUUGAUGAGUUUAGGUUUACUUCCAGCUUCUAGGCUUCAUGAUAGAUAUCCUGCCUUUAUGCUAGAGGAAUAGACUGGAUUAGAUGUUCAAUAACAGGAUUGAUAUUGCUGUAAACAUCCCAUUGUCAAGGAGAAGUCUCCCACAGUUUAGAGGUUAUCACUGGAUGCAUCAUCUUCAUUAUCAGCUGCCAGUCACCAGUACAUUAGUUAUAGGAAAACCUCUUCCAGUACCAGGACAAGUGUAUCCAUGUAGAUUAGAUUAACCUCCAGCCUCUGUCCCUCAGCCCGGCAAAUUAGAUUUGGUCAAAGAGGCUGGGUCUACCAGCAGAAAAUACUCCCCUCUGAAUUGGAAAUAGGGAACAUAAUGUGCCACCUUUAUCUGGAACACUUGCCACUUCUGAGCGGGUACAGAGCAGCUUUUGUUAUUCAGCGCUCUCAAGGUCCAAGGUCAAAACCCACAUGAUGCUGACACAUUUUAGCAUGAGCUGUCAUACAGAUGUUCUAAAUCAUUUCACACAGCGUCCGUGUGCACAUUAGCCACACUGGAAGAGCGUGAUUACAAAAGGGUUACUCACAAAAAGCGCCAGGAGAGAAAACCUCAUUAUAAACAUGACUCUUUACCCUGUUGAAGCAAUUUGGAUUUGAAGUCUUAAUCAUUAAGAAAAUGUUGGUAAUGUGACAGGUAAAUGUAUGAGAAGUCUCAGCUUAAUGAAGUCAGUAGCUGAAAGCUGUAACCUUAAAACAAUUGAUAGACUUAUUUAGUCUUUUUUAACCUCUAGCCAGAAAACUCAUACUAUUAAUAUUUUAUGGCUUCUCUGAGAAAUACAUUCUGACAUCUGCUAGGCCAACAUCUCACGACUUAUUUGGGCUGAUUGUCGAUACAGAUUUAUUAAUAUUUUUGCACUUAAAUGCAAACAUCAUCCAGUGUCUCUUGGUCCAUGUUAAACAAACUAAAUGUGAUUGUCUUAUUGUCAUGAUUCGAAGUAGAGACACACAUGCAAUACCAUGUUUUUAGAAACAUACAUUAGGAUACCUUCUUAACUUAUAAGCUCCUUUCAGUAACUCUAUUUCAGUUUAAGUUCUGAAUCAGAGUCAGCUUCAUUGGCCAGGUAUGCAAACACAUACAUGGUAAAUUUAGCCCUUUAUGUACAAACAUUAAACAUCAAAUGUUACGAAAAUUACAAGCAGGUAGUAGUGCAAUAGUGCAAUGUUCUGGCCCCUGCAGACACAAUGAAACAGCUUUUUUCUUUGCUAAGCUUGCCUGACGCGUGUGUGGUCUCAGGGUUUAAAAAUCACAUUAAAGAAAUUGUCAGUCUUGUUGCUAAUGGUCUUGUAGGUCAUAAAGAGGCAUCACUGUUAAUUUCACUCUGUUUCAUAACCCGCUAAAAACCUCUCACAGGAGUUUUAAGAAAAGACAGCCACCUACUGUUUCAGAGUGUGUUGUGUAUGCCUUUAAAUGACCUGAAUAGUAAAAGGAUUACAAUGAUUCAGCAAAACAACCUCAUCAUGUAUGCAAUAUGCAGUUGACCUCUCAUACUGGCGGACAUAUUUACUUAAAGGCCAUGGCCAAUACUUGAUUCAAAAGCCUCUAACAGAGUUAAAUCAACCGCUGAUGAUACACUGAUAUUAUGGAGCAUCCUUCUUGAAUAUUCAUCAUUCAAAAGGUAAUAAGAUGAUGCAACCAGUUAAUAGUUUGAACACUCUAUUGAUUAGUUGGCUUAACUCUACACCUUAGCAGUACCUGUAAAGGGUUUACCCUCUCAUGUAUACAGGACCAGGACUAGGAUGUGGCUGCCAUGGCGAUUAUUGCUCUUGCUUAUUGGCUUUGCAAGGCAGUAAUAUACCAGAGGUCUUCUGGGAGUGUCAAGCACUCAGCCCACGCAGGUUCAUGUGGAGUCGACAGAUUUACACAAACAUGUACUCACAUCAGUCUAUACAAACAGCCCGGCACUCGGGGAAAGAGCAUCACUCUCCUGGCUCUCACAUUGAAAGAGCCAUGAAGUGAGUGUGUCCAAAACUCAUCAAUACAGUGUUCAGUUAGUGGUCUUUUUAAAGUCAUCCUGUGUCCGUGACUGUGGGUGGAUAUCAAUAUGUAUGCAUGAGAGUGUGUGUGUGCAUGCAAACAGGGGACGAUCGCAGUGUUCCUAUCACGUCCAGAACUGGGAUGUGUAUCAUGAUUAAUUGAUGAGACCAUGGCCCGGCCUGGAUCUGCACAGUAUGAGAUCAAACUAAACUCUCUCUCUUUCCCUCCUCUUUUUCCCCUCCUUUCUCUCUCUCUCUUUACCUCUUGCUCGCUCAGCCGAAAGCUCCUAAUGCUGACUGGCGAUAUUCUGCAUCUUUGAGGGCAGGGGUGCAGAGGUAAGCACUUUCUGUCUUUAACUCUUCUGCGAUAUGAUCAUCUGGUAAAAGUAUCACCUAUUUCUCCUGCUUGCUUGUCUCAUGUGUCAUAACCUUGUCUGAUUACUCUUAAACCCCAGCUGGGAUGUGUAGUACGUCAUAGGAUAUGUUCACGGACAUUUCAGACUUCCCACAGAUACCUGCAUGAGAAAUGAAAGAAGGCACUAUUACACAGCACAGCAAAAUCUGAAUCUGCCACCAUUAAAGAUAAACAUGAAAGUCCCCUCAGUAUGUGUCUGAACCCCUAACCCUGUCCUCUUCCUUUGGGGAAAAGCCUCUUUUCUCGCUCCCUUCAGUGGAAGCACAGCACUCCUCCUCUGCAGUGUAAUACUAUAUAGGUCAUCUACAUUCUGAGUGUCGCUUCCCCCAGUUACAGUCUUUAAGCAGGAAGCGUGAAGGACAAACGAGCUGACUAUGACCUUUCUCAGAUUAUCAGAUGCACACAUGCAUCAGCGUCUGCACAUAUGACUGACCAUCAUGCACACAUGUGUUCAUUUCUGUGUGUAUUUCUAUAUUUUCUAUCCAGGAAUGAGGUUGAAGACAGCAGAGGACAUUUUAGCCUCCUUGAAGCCACACUUGGAGGAGUUUCAUGCAGUCUGUUUUUGCACAUACAGCUUCAUUUGGGCUUAUUGCUUGACCAAAUCCCAAUUACAGAUUGAUAGAAGUAUACACCAUGUAUGAUUUAACACAAUUUGGCAAUUAUUAGACAAAAACAAGGCCUAAUUAUGUCACAGGGAACAUUUGCUAAUGGGUUCAAAUUUGGCAUCUCACUACAAUAAUGAGCAGGUUUCUAAGAUUUGGGUUAAAAGUGUAUCAGGGGUAUAAAUUAAAAUUUUGUGUAAGAGAGUAAAAUAUUUGAGUAUUCCCUUCUUUGUCUGAUUAAUGAAGCACUACACGUGUAAGCUAUCUCAUUACUGCAAAAUGGGGAAUAGUGGAAUUUAGAGAAUGUGAAAACAACUGUAUGAAAUAGUUUUUUUGUCUUCAUCUGUCAGUUUUAAUUCUGUAAUGAUCUGUUCUCAAAAGUUGGACUGAAAUACAUAAUGAAGUGUUUUGCUUAUUUAAAAAGAGGACAGCUGGAACAUCAGGGACUAAUGAGUUUUACCUCCACAUGUUUAUCAUUUGCACUGAAUCUCCAUAAUUUCAUGCUAACAAUGCUCACCACUCAGUUGUGCAGUCUUCUGCUCUGUCUAAGUUUGAUUUAAUUGGAUAUUAGUGUUAAUUUCUAUGGUGCGGAGGGUAUCAUAAUGUGCAUCAUGUCAUCAAGUCUCUGUAACAUGACAUGGAUUAACAUAAAUCAUCGUCGCAAUUUGUCGCCGCCAUCUCUGGAAUGGCAGAGCCUGUAACACACACAGACACCCUUCACACACUCGUAUUAACUCUUAGCCCCAACACACGCAUGCUGUAAUGUAUCACACUACACACAGAUCUGAAGGAUCACCAGAAUUGACCCACAUUACUGCGUGGUGUAGCCAGUCAGUGUAAGAAACUACUGGUCCUAGCUGAGUCUCACUCUCACGCAUUACACCAGUACCUUUGCUUGUUGUAAAAGCUAGAAAACCCUCACGGCUCAAAAUAUACACACUUAUUUUAUAUGCAUAAAAAACUCUUGUUCAACAUUUUAGAUGUGUUGCAGUCUGAGAUAGGUUCAGGAUGUGCUGCAUUGCAGAGGCUUCAGUCAGCGUCUCCUAUAGAGUAAGGGCUAUAUACAUUAUAAAUGUAUGGGAGGCAAUACCCAAGCCUCCAGCGGAAAAUGCAUGCAGUUACACCUGACUUUGUGUAGUUAUUUCAGUAAUAUGUUUUUAAUUCAUGGAUAGGAUUUCAAUCAUUGAAUGUUUCUGUGUGUUUGUACUUUCUAAGUGUUACUAUGUCUGAGAGAAACCGUAGGAUGUUUUUAGCUUAUUACUGUAAAUCAAGCAAGCAAAAUUUUAUUAUUACUUUGCUUUCCCCCUAAUAUUUACAAACUGCACAAAUAUUCUCCCAAAAUACAACUUAUUUCAGGUACUUUGGUCCAAUUUAAGUGGAGUUUUUCUUAUUUUGGUACACAGAUGUGUUUAAUAUCUGAUUCUGAUGGGUCCGCAUUCUCCAUAGCAAUGAUCUGAUUGCUAUGAAGAGUACAACUUUGGUUGGAAAAAGAGAAACAAGAGAGGUUAAACUGUAACAGGAAAAAGAAAUCUAUUCAACUGAAGAUUAAGCAAGAGUAAAAGGCUGUAUGGUAAACAGCAUGGUAGACAACAGUGUUUAAAGACUGAUAAAUGAAAAAGAAAAGUGACAGGACUGAGAAACUGGCUCAUAUACUGUAUGUGGCGCUGAUUCAUAAGUUCCUCUUCAAUAGGUUUUACAUUACGACCAGUGGAAAGGUCCAGCUAGCUAACAGCUAGUUUUGCCUAUUCCAAGAAGGCAACAGAGCUCACUGUGAGGAUAAUGGACUGUUUUCCACAUAAGAAACAAAACAGAUUUCACAUGAUUAAAAUUAAAAGUAAGAAGUAAGAAAGAAGCUUAGGUUAAUAUAUAGUGGAUGGGUUGUUUUAUUAAAGGGACACUUUCAGACAGUGUCUCGACUGAGAUCAGACCCAGGUUAACAGUUUCCCCUUUUUCAGUCCUUGUUCAGAGCGAGCAUAACUGGCUGGUGGUAGUAGCUUUGUAUUUGAGACAUAUAAAAAAAGUACAUCCUGGGCAGGUUAUAGCAGAUCAGAAUUCAAACAGGGUGAGCUGGACCCUGUACACACAGCACAUUACCUCUUCCAUACUUCAGGGUCCUCUCUGUUAAAUAUGAACUUACAGGCACCUGACAAAACACAAUAUAGCUCCACAUUCACAGUUUUUUAACUAGUCUGUAAAGGAAAUAGUGAAGGAAACAAGGUCCUUAAUCAGAAUCACUAAACCCAAACUAGAUUGGCCUAGAGAGUUUUCAUACUUUUUAAAACACAGUAUCAGAUUUGUGAAAUCUCAGGUUUCCCAAUCUAACUGCAUUUUUAAAAAAGUCUGCAGACUCAGGGAUAAUGUAGUUUUGACAAGUCAGGGUCUAGUGAUUCUGGGUAAGGACUCGGUUUUCCCUCACUGUCUCCUUUACAGACAGACGCUGUGAAUCAGAUGUUAGCUCCAUCAGCCAGUUAUGUUAGCUUUGCUAAAACAGCAAAAAAGAGGGUCAUUGGUAGCCUGGCUGUGUCCAACUUUAAUGAAAUAUGCAUUUAACCACCUUCAAAGUUCACUAAAAACAUGUUAUGGCUCAUUUGUUUAAAAACAGAGCUGUAAAAAGGACAAAAUGUGGUUUCAUAGGGGUGUUACGUGUGGGUCCAUAAAACUUCAAGAACUCCACUUUGGUGCCAUCCAGAGAGUCGAUGUUUUGCUUGUAGCCUGAAUUUUUAAUAUUUUCCAUUUGGAGUGUUUUAGUGUCCUACAUUUUACACACAUUACUAAAUUAUAACUCUGUAACAAGAUCAGCUGAAAAUGUUUAGAAAAUUAAUGACUCUAAAUGGGUUAUAUAUGCCAGUUGCAUAAAUUAAAACACUGACAGAGAAAAGAUACACAUGUUCUGAUGAUAAAAGUCAGACCCACAAAUGCAUUCUUGCAAGACAGGGUAGAAUCAUACUAGACCAGUGCCUAUAUAAUAGAUAUAGACCACAGUCCAAACCAUUUUAAAGAGAAUUUGCUUAUGCUAAAACUUUGCUGCUUUGUUCACUUCCCACCUGCUAGAGUUGAAACAGACCCAGUGACCAAAUGGUGUAAAAAAGUGUACAAGUGUUAAUCUUGCCAAACUCAAAGGCCUUAAAAUGAUUUGCAUGUACAAAGAGACCAACAAUCUGAAUGCACAGCAGACAAAACUUGGAGGCUGUAAUGCUAAGAUGAGUAACAGAAACUCUUAACAACACCACAUUAACAGUUUAUUCUUUAAGAAAUCCACCAGAGAUAUACAGUAUAGGCACCUGUCACAAAACUUUCAAAAUGGCAUUGACAGAGUCAGCUGGAUGGUAACAAACAAUCGGUUUGCCAACUCACUUGACAGGAACUUGAUUAUAUCAUUUGGACAAUGGUCACUUGUGUUUCAGCCGACAUUUAAAACCUGAUUCAAAUUUUAAUCCAUAAACCAGAAAACACAUUUUAAAGUUAGACAUUAAACCAGCAAGCAGAUUAUGCAAGAGACGCCAGGGAAAUGACAUCCACUUCCUAAUAUUGAACUGCACAUUUGGUUAGUCUGACAGGUGGGUGUUAGGUGUUGCUGCCAAGAAAACAGUCAUAGGCUUUAAAAAAUAGAACAAAAUAGUAAAGUGAGUGUUUUUUUCCAGUUAUGAGACCUGCCAGAACAGUCAGAUUUCUUACAGUCUUUUUCUGAAUUUAUGUCACUUCUCUUUUCCACAUGAAACAUUUGGAUUUGUCAAAGGUUGGGAGAUAAUCCAACACAAAUAAUAUUGAAAAUCUAACAUUAGGGUUUUUUAAACAGGGGUAAAUCACACAAAAUGGGUUAUAUUACUCCAGAACUUCUCACCCUAUUGUUGGGGAACUUAAGCUGUCGAGGCCUAAAACAAUAAGCAGCACAGCUGGAAAUGUUGAUACUGAGAGAAUCUGAUUUAUGUUUGUCGACAAUUCUAGCUGUGGUUUUGACUUUUUUUCAAAGAGGAAAUAAUCAACACCUAGAAGUCAAGUGUUUUGAUAGAGAGGCGUUUAGGUUGAAAGAAUAAUUGAUGCGAGAUGUGUCACUAACCUACUAAUGUGCUUUACCUUUCAGCUCAGUCCACAUGGAGGAGUCCUCUGUGAUGCAGGGGGCCCAGGGGAUGCUGGUCCAGAACUGGCCCACAGUGUCCAGUGCUGCUGGUGAGUAAACGUCUGGCAGUCAACAAAUAGAGAGAGAAAACACACUUUGAGCAAAUACAUCAGACAGAAUUUAAUACAAUUUUAUACUCACACAUCUAUAUAAAAACAACUAGGCAACAUUUUUGAGAGAAAGCUUGUGAUUCAGUUCAAAGAACAGUUUUUUUUAGCUCUGUUGUGUAGAAAUGUCAGGCUAAUAUUUGUUGAAAUACAGUAUAAUCCUUUUUUCCAAGAAUUGUUAAAUUGUCCAAAUGUGAUGUGUCACCCAAAGUAUUGUUUUACAAAUAUCAGAUGGUCCGAGAGUAAAUUAACUGCCCACUGCAAGUUGUAUUUUGAGCCUCUGGUUUGUGGUGAGUCUCUAAAGCAUAAUGUGUGGGAACCCAUAAUAUUAGUGUUUAUGAUCUAGUUCUCACACUUGUGACUGGUAACCCCUUAGACGCUUAUUGCUUAGAGGCAAAGAGAAUCAACACAGCUGCUCAUAAACAGCUACAAUAAACCAGGGAAAGAAAAAAGAAUCCUCUUGUAAACAAGGAGGCGUAAACUAACCCUAAAAAUGGCAUGUUGGAAAACUGAAACAUAAACUAAUACGGUUUUAAGAGGGUACAUGCUCUGUACUACUGGGAUCCCAUCACUUGAAUUCUUGUAUUUUUGUAUGCAAAAAAGCACACUAUGAAUGGAAGAAACAAGACGUACUGAGUGUUAGAGUUGCUGUCCAGAAGUAUGUUUUUUUUACCCUUUUUGCUUGUCAGGCUAGUUAUUUUGCUCUGUUUUUGUGCAAAGCCAACCAUUGACCUCUCCAGCUUGACAUUGACUAUUCAGACUUGACAGUGGUAUUGUAAAGAGAAGUGUGUCUUUAGUUAAUGAAAAGAUAGAAAGUUGUUCCCUGAGUAGUGGAAACCAGAAAGGUUAAACAACUGAACAAGUCAUAAGUAUUUGUAUUAUGUAGCCUUGUUAGCAGCUACCGCUAUGAUGUUGUUAUGGUCCACUACCCAAAUGCAAAUCAGUCCAAAUUGCAAAUGGCAUCUGGUAACCCAGAAGAUUGGUACUUGGAUGGAAAAAUCUUGAGAUAAAGUUAUAUGUAGGCUGUGUCAGGUUAACCAGAGCAAUGACAACCAGCACAGGCAUGUGAACGUUAACCUGCACGGAUGACCGAAGGCUGGUGGUACUAGUGUUUGUACACCAGGCUUUAAGAUGGAAGUUGAAUAGCAUAAAUGUGUUGCUAGGAAGCUGGGUAGUAAGCAAAGCCUUGAUAGACGAAGAAAAGCUUUAAUAAAAGACAAAACUUUCCUAUUAUACGAUAAAUAGUACAGAGCUGUAAAAGUGACAGUGUUUUUAUCAGUCUACAUAUAUCCUGUUAGCCCCUCGCUAUCAAGUUUUGCCUGCUGUUUUGAUACGUAAUAAGUCAACUGGGAGAUGACCCAAUAGUUAUGAACUGGCAGGGGGCAUAUCAGCACCUACCAUAGUAGUUACAGACAUGCUUUUUGUUCAUAAUUUGAUUUUUUCCUAGUGCUUGUAAACUUAGACAAGGACAGUAGUCUAGAUAAAUCGCCUAACAGAGCCAUGACUGUAGCUCGACUGAACUGUGCAUGUAAAUGUACAGACUGUUUAUCUGGAGAGUCUCUGAUUCCAUGUUCAGCCAUGAUGAAAAGUUUGUGGUAAAUUUGAACAGUUUUCUUAAUUUUCUUAGUUUUUCAUCACAACUGUACCAUGAGGAUAGUCAGAAUUCAAAUUCCAGUGCAAACAAACAGGGACUUUGUUUUUUUAGAUCAUAGAGUCAUUACUUUCACCAAGAACGCAGACAAAUAUUUACAUUACUCUGUUCACCUCACUGUCAAUAUCUAUUCAAGUAAAAAACAGAGUCCCAUUUAUGAAUCCAAUCAGUGCAUUACAUCCUAUCAAGUGCAUUAAAUUCAUCUUUGUUAAACUUUGGCUCUGAUAAUGUGGCUGCUUUUUGACAGAUCUGUCCUUUUAAAUAUCUACAUGAUCUUGAAUUCCAGUGUGAUGUUCAUACAGAGCUUAACCGAGGUGCCAAAAGCCCGGGGCUCGUGUGCAGAGCCACAGAUAAACAACUGUAUCCUCCCAUAAAAGCAGCUGGCAGCAGUUAGAGCUGCAGACUGAAAGAGGCAACUGCUUUUUAAUGAGAAAUGAGAUGUCCUGAGUGGGCGUACGGAGUGAAAAUAUGUAGCCACACAGAAUAAAUGCACAAACAACUGGCCUUGGAGAUAACCUGCUCAGAUGCUGGUUCUUUGCUAAUGACUAACAGCCUGUGUCAGUUUUACUGAAGACCUUGGUAACUAAGAUUUCAAAACAGCAUGUGGAACAUUGUGAGCUGUUCCCUGGUUCCUUCGGCCGAGCUCGGCCAUUGAUUUUCUGUCAGUCUGCAGGAAUUAAAACAUAGGUAGAGACUUGAGGGUGAGGGGUGUAGCAUCACAGUCUAUCACUUGAUGAGUCAGUGACAGGAUAUGUCUCCCUGUCUGUCAGCUUCUCUCUGUGGAAAAUGAAAGCUGGGGAAUCAUUCAAGGUACAAGCUGUCUCUAAGUAUCUGUGUGCCAGUUUGCUGCAGAAAAAUGUGUAUCUUUUAGAGCAGAUGGAAAGCUAUGAAGACUCAAAUAUUGUCUCUUAAACAGGAUGCAUGGCAUACUGCAGAUAUUAGGGGUGCACUCUAGCAUUAGGAAAUCGUGUGUUAGGCAUAGACAUGCAUUGAAUUUCAGGUUGAUCCUCUUUAGUAUGCAUGAAGAGGUGGAGUCUUUUCAGUGACACAUUUUCACGUCUGCAGCAAAUUGUUAUCAUGAUGAAGUUGUCUGAUACGCUGUGAUGCAUCUAAAUGCGACACCCUAAAAAAAACUGUGUUUAUGUAAGUGACCUAUGUUGCAGAUGAGGAGACAUUUGUCUGAUGCCAGAGGGGGAAGAGAGGCUGUUAUCUGCAAGAAAGGAGAAGGAAGUUUAAAAAAGAAAAGGAAAAAAGAAAGAUCUGGUAACAUUCAAAGCAGUUUUGGGAAGGAAGAGCAAAGGAGAUGUACAGGGGGAUGGAGGGAGAGAGAAAAAAAGAGAGGUGUGGGGGGAGGAUAGAGGAAGAGAAAGGUUAAGAGGAUUGGCAGGUUCCUGCAGUAGUGUUGUUGCUAGGGAACGCCAUGUGACCUGUUGCCUGGCAACACUGUCUAACUGAGAGAUUGCUGCAGCAGCCGCACCCUCCAUCGGCGGGGAGUGGGCGAAGGCAGUUUCCAUGGCAACGGCUCAUAUCUCUGAAUGGAAGAUUUAGAGAUGGAAAAAAGGGAAGAAAAUAGGAAAGGGGACUCGACAAGGGCAGGUAUUAAAAGGGAAAAAGGCUGCAUUUCAGAGAGAAUAAUGUCGAAAACGGUUUUAGGUUGAUUUGUCAAAUGCUGAAUGGGUGAUGUGUUGCAUAUACUCACACUAGCUACUACACUACUCUCAGAUUUGAGCAUGCGCUACAAACCUCCAGAGGGAUUCAUUUUGAUUGGAACCGUAUCUUGGACUAGACAGGAAAUAACACAGCCUGUUUUAAAAUGUAGGACAGCAGGUUACACGUAACGAGGCUCCGAACACCUACAUUUCUACAGCAGGUGUCAUGGCAACCUCCUUACAAGGAGCCGCACUGACCUGCUUACCAGAUGUUACACCAUAAUCCGUUUCAAAUGCAUGUUUCCUCUGAAAUAUGGGCUAAUAUGAAUCAACAGCAGAGUAACUAAUAAUCCUCUAUGUUGGAGAAACAGCAGCAAAGCUCCUCACAGUUGUAUAAGACUUGUACAAAUUGUAACAGGACAUGCCAGUAAUGAAUUAAUUUUGCUACGUAUACACACACACACAGGCAGGAGUGUCUCAGUUCAGAACCAGGGUCAGGAAUCUAAUUAAACAAUGUCAGAGGUUUGGAUUUGUCACAGACAGUACAGAGAGCUCUGGGAUGUCCCAAGACUCAAAGACAAUAUGCACUUGAUUAGACGCUUCACAGCCUCUUGACAUUUCAAUGUAGGUGGUCACAGGCUUAUGAACUGCUCCAGCCCCAUAAGGUGCACAUAAGCUGCAGACUGUACCACAAUGACUUUAUGCUACAAUAAUUAUAUUUCAGAGUGAAGCUUAACUCAAAGUUACCAAACCUGCACAAAGGAUAAUACACUUUUGGUCAUGUAGUUUCAAACACUACAUUGGUACUGCCAUUGUUGAUCACUCACACUUUGGUUAUAUUAGGGAAGACAUGAUAAGAUAAAACUGUUAGUCCCACAGGAGAAAAUUCCAAAAUUACAGCAGCGUAAAUGCAAAUACAAAAGAGAAAUUAAAGGAUAAAUAAACUUAUAUACAUGUGUACAGUAUAUACAUAUACACACGUGGACAAAAUUGUUGGUACCCCUCAGUUAAAGAAGGAAAAACCCACAAUUCUCACUGAAAUCACUUGAAACCUACAAAAGUAACAAUAAAUAAAAAUUUAUUGAAAAUUAAAUAAUCAAAAUCAGCCAUUACGUUUGAAAUGUUGAUUAACAUAAUUAUUUAAAAAAAACAAACUAAUGAAAUAGGGCUGGACAAAAAUGAUGGUACCUCUAUAAAAGAUUGAAAACUAUUUGACCAGAGUGACAUGAUUAACUCAGGUGUAUCCUUUAAUUGACAUCACUGGUGUUUCCAAACUCAUAAUCAGUCAGUCUGCCUAUUUAAAGGGAGACAAGUAGGCACUCUGCUGUUUGGUGAAAAGGUGUGUACCACACUGAACAUGGACAACAGAAAGCGGAGAGAAUUGUCCCAGGACAUCCGAAAAAAAAUUAUAGACAAACAUCUUAAAGGUGCAGGCUAUAAAACCAUCUCUACACAGCUUGAAGUUCCUGUGACAACAGUGGCUCAUAUUAUUCAGAAGUUCAAGACCCACGGGACAGUAGCCAACCUCCCUGGAUGUGGCCGCAAGAGGAAAAUUGAUGACAGAUUGAAGAGACAGAUCGUUCGAAUUGUAUCCAAAGAGCCCAGGACAACCUCCAAAGAAAUUAAAGGUGAACUCCAAGGCCAAGGUACAUCAGUGUCAGAUCGCACCAUUCGUCGUUGUUUGAGCCAAAGUGGACUUCAUGGGAGACGACCAAGGAGGACACCACUGCUGAAAAAAAAUCAUAAAAAAGCGAGACUGGAAUUUGCAAAAAUGCAUGUUGACAAGCCACAAAGCUUCUGGGAGAAUGUCCUUUGGACAGAUGAGACCAAACUGGAGCUUUUUGGUAAGGCACAUCAACUCUAUGUUCAUAGACUCAAAAACCAAGCAUACGAAGAAAAGAACACUGUCCCUACGGUGAAACAUGGAGGAGGCUCAGCAAUGUUUUGGGGCUGCUUUGCUGCAUCUGGCACAGGGUGUCUUGAAUGUGUGCAAGGUAAAAUGAAAUCUGACAACUAUCAAGGCAUUCUGGAGAGAAAUGUGCUGCCUAGUGUCAGAAAGCUUGGUCUCAGUCGCAGGUCAUGGGUCUUCCAACAGGACAACGAUCCAAAACACACAGCCAAAAACACCCAAGAAUGGCUGAGAGAAAAGCGUUGGACUAUUCUAAAGUGGCCUUCCAUGAGCCCAGAUCUGAAUCCCAUUGAACAUCUGUGGAAGGAGCUGAAACAUGCCAUUUGGAGAAGACACCCAUCAAACCUGAGACAACUGGAGCAGUUUACUCAUGAGGAGUGGGCCAAAAUACCUGUUGACAGCUGCAGAACGCUCAUUGACAAAUACAGAAAUCGUUUAAUUGCAGUGAUUGCCUCAAAAGGUUGUGCAACAAAAUAUUAAGUUAUGGGUACCAUCAUUUUUGUCCAGCCCUAUUAGUUUGUUUUUUUUAAAUAAUUAUGUUAAUCAACAAUUCAAAAGUAAUGGCUGAUUUUGAUUAUUUAAUUUUCAAUAAAUUUUUAUUUAUUGUUACUUUUGUAGGUUUCAAGUGAUUUCAGUGAGAAUUGUGGGUUUUUCCUUCUUUAACUGAGGGGUACCAACAAUUUUGUCCACGUGUGUAAAUAUGGUUCAUUGCACACUAAGGUUUCUGUAUUAAGAUAUCCAAAUAAGGCCUUGUAAACUUACACAUAUAAUCUAAAGCGGAUAAUGGAUUUUUUUAUACAUUUGCAGAUACCAAAAGUUUAAUGAACACAUCACUUUGUUUCUUGUACCUAAACUUGGUUAUAUCAUGUUAUGUAGUAUUGUGGUCACGAUACAGAAAAAACAGUUGUGAGAUUUUGAAGAAAGAGCAUUACGUCAUAAAUUCACUAGUAUGAAGUCAAAAAUUAUGAUAGUGAAGUUGUGCAUUUAAAAAAAGUCAUACUUUUAGGAUAAACUUAGCCUGUAUGUUGAGUGGGAUUAUCAGAGGAACAGCCAGCAGCCUCCACAAAAAUCAAAAACUUGGAGCAUCCUGUGAAGUUGUAUUGUAGGAAAAGGUUUUAUUUAUAACCAAGUACCCAAUCUUUUCACACAUCAGCACCACAUUGUUAUAGGAAGCAGAAUUCUAGAUAGACAAGACAAUGAGUCUAUUAUGGAGAAGGAUGGGCUAAUAGGCAGCUUGUGCAAGCUUUUGCUGUCUGUGCUUGUUAGUUUCUUCUUGUAAGUUGAAAACUUAAUCUAUUCAACUUAAUUCUACAGAAUUUAUUCUCAUACUUUUGUACUUUAAGGCUCAAAAUCCCAUAUUUUUAACCUUUAAUCUGGCUCUAACUUUUUACCUUAAUGUAAGAUAAAAUCUGUGAAGCACAAUCAAAUUUCAGGGAGCUGAACAUUUGACAUUUCAUAAAAUGUUUGACAUUUGAAUCUCCAAAAGUUGCACAAAAGGCUUUUGCUAAUCUUUUGAUAUUUAGUAAAUACAGUCACGCUUCCAGAGGCCAAACCUUUCUUUGUCACUUUAAAGAAGAUUGUUGUUCAUAUUAACCUGGAAAUAUCUAAAGAAAUGCUGAGUUUCCACAGUAGACCAACAUCACCAGACAACAGCUUGAAUGUUUCAUUUAGGAAGCAGGUCAAUCUUAAAAGCUGUUUAAAGAUUCCCUUUUUUUCCUUAAAUACGUGUUGUCUUGGAUCUCUAUAUUUGAUUCUGUCACGAGCCAGAGUUAAACAAAAGGGAAAUGACCCAAAUGCAGAUUAAAAAAAAGGAUUUAUUUAAAAAGAACUAAAUGAAAAAAACUAAAACUUACCUUAAAAACACAAGGAGAAAAAAAAUCCCCCAAAAAUAAGGCUCUGGGGGAAAAAAACCACAAGGAGACUAGGGAAACAACAACAACUAUGAAAGACACUCACUGACCGACAAACACACACACACAAUAAACCAAACAGGAGAGAGGAGAAGACAGGGACUAUAUACACACUGGCAAACGAGCAACAGGUGAGGCAGACAAGACACAGGUGAAACUAAUGAGUGAUUAACGAGGGAGGGAAAACUAGGGAAGUAAAAAAAGACUAGAAACACAAGGAAUCGACUACAAAAUAAAACAGGAAACACUGAAAACUGAUAUAAAGAAUAAAACACAGAGAACUGGAGGGAAACGGGGUCAAACACAAACUACAAACUCACAAGACUGGAUCACAGGGGAGCAGGAAGACUAGGAACAAUACAAAAAAUGCACUCAACUAGAAACAACUAAAUUAACAGAACACAUCAUGACAGAUGUACACAGUAAGCAGGGUCUUAGAUAGCCAGAAAUUCAUGUGAUAUACACCUAAUAUCUCCUUUAAUGAGCCUGUGCACCACCCUUUAAAGUAACAUCUCACUUCAAUGACUUAGUGAAAGUAAUCUGCAGGAAUUUGAUGUCAACACUUGGUUUGAUUUGAUGCUGUAGUUUAAAAUGAAAUGGUGAGAACUAAUAACGACGAGAAGACCAUUUUUAAAUCUUAUUUAUAAUCACAUUACUGUUCUCUAAAAAUCCGCAACCUGCUGUCAGAUCCCCCUUCUCUGAAUAUCACCAGGUUACAGAAAUUAGUGAGUCAGUUAUAUAAAAUGGAGGUACAGUCAAUGUGAUCAGCGAUGCCAUCCACUGUGCCAUUGGCUUUCAAAGCUCCCUGGCCCUCUGUAUUUUUGCACAUCUCCCUUAAAUCACCGGCUGUCCUUUCAGCUUAUUUUAAGCGCGUUUGUCCUCCUCCACACAGGGUGCAAUCGUGCCUGCCUUACCACUGAGAGCCACUGAAUGGGACUUAUUUCAAACACCAGAUCCAGUUCCUGGGUUUAAUACCAGGAUUAAAAAAAAAAACAAACAGACAGACUAGACCAUCACAUGUCAUAAUCCCCUGAGACAGAUCUACAGUAUUAAAGCAUUAAAGCAACAACUCUGCUUGCUGAGGGUGAGAUAAGAAGGUGAUAUCUGACACAGGCUAAUUAUCGAACAAGCUAAUUCACAAAGGUCAAUUAGCUUUUUGGAUUUAUUUGUGAAAAUGCAACAGCAGACAUAAAUGUUAAAGCCAAAGCUGGGCUCAAUCUGGAUUUUUCUUUGCAGUCCUGGUUUCUCAUGAUAUCCUGGUCUUUUGCAUACUAAUUAUUUAAUGUAACUUAAAAAUGAACACUUCUAUUUUUAAGAAGACAACAAAUUAUUUAUGUGGGACCGUGUUCUGACUUCUCCAUCACGUGGUAUGUCUCUGCUAUUUUGGAGCAAAAUUAUCCAAACCACUGCUGCUUUACUUGAAACCAUCAGUGCUUCAACACAAUUUGAUUGCAUGAGUUAACAUACGAUCAAUAUUCAGUGAGUCAAGGUUCAAUAAUAUAUAACAGCGCUCUAUGAAAGGCGAGCAGGGGUCUGUAUACUUCGUGCAGGGCUGCGCUCUCUUGUAGAUUGUGGGGUAUUGUCCAUUACAUCUGCCUUCAUUAUAUUCUUUAUGAGUAAAUUAGUCUCACCCUCCAUGAGCUCAUUUUGGGGACUCAAAGGGACACAGUGUGUAUGAAAAGUGUGUAUUUUCAAAAUAGUGCUCUUCCCAAUGGGACGGUGUUUGAAACCAUUUCAGAGCUCCAGCAAUGUCAUAAAUAGCCUACAAAGAAAAAUCAAACAGAAUCUUUUCGCAUGGGCCUGUGUUUGAUCUAAAUAAAAUCCAGACUGAAAGUAGGUCAGUGCAGAGGGAACUGGUGUGGGCCUGAGAGCACCGUGUCUGCAAAACCCGCCCACCCCCAUCUUUCUUGCUGCCUCUCUCUCCCUCACACUCUCUCUCUCGCUGUCUUUUUUCCCUCUCCCUUCUCAUCUCCUCUGACAGUCCUUGUUCCUUUUCAUUCUGGCAUCUUUGACCUUUUGACCUAGCUUCAUCUUGUUUUCACUUCAGCAGAUGAUUUCUUAUUUAUUAGUUUCUUAUUCUGUCUUGCUUUUUGGGGUCCUUUCUGUGUCACAUCAAUGCUUAGGCACUAAAGGUUGAAUCCCUGUCUUUGGCACUCCUAUGAGAGCAGGAUUAAGCUGCUGCCAUCAUCCAAAUACAGAUACAACUAGAAAUCCCUUUGCUGAGUUAAACAUCCCCGUGAUUUGAAGGUUAGUCCUCUCUAGUGUUCCCUCCUGCGGUCUCGGCUGAAUCGCUGUCCUGAAAAUAUCCACUCCCUGUGGCUAUCGCUGCAUUGUCAGGCUGGCGCUCUACUCACUUUUGCUUGAUUUCUGUUGGUCCUUACAUGUCAGAUUUUAUAAGGAUCUCAAAGACACAAGGAAAUGUCUGAAUAAGGGACAGCAUGACGAGCUGGACAGUCAUUUUUUUAAACAAUUGACAUCGUAAAAAGUAAUAAAGGAGGGACUUUACCUCAGCAGACUGUUCCUACCAUAUGCCAGGGAUGAACAGAUUGGUUGUCUUUUUAUUUCAUUAUAUAUUUCAGCCUUUUAACCAGAGGGAAGUGUUAAACUUUUAAACAUUUCCCCCUCUGACAUUAAUAUUAUAUAUAUUUUUUAAGAGUAAAUUUGGGCUUUUCUUGCCUUCACUGAGAGGACAGAGUUGAAAACAGGGAUAAGAGUGUGGGGGAUGUCAUGCCACAAAGGGCCAAGGGUAGUCGCUGAACUCUGGGCUAAUGCAGCCUUUGUACAUGCAAGCAUUAUUAAAUAACUACUUUAAACCAGUGUCCCAACAUUAUUAAAAUCCUCAGUGUUUUCCUGGAAAUCCCUGUCCAUGAAUUGGAAUGUUUAUCCUCCUUUCAGAAAGAUCUGAUGAAAAACACAAAUGUUGCACUAUCACCCCCCUAACUGUUCAAGUCAAACCCAUCCUAGUCAGGAAAAAACUGUUGAAACACAUUUGGAACCAGUUCAAUAACCAAAUAAGAAACACUGCAUGACACUUGACGGGAAAAAGAAGCUGACCUCUGACUAAUCUGUGGAUCAGACCCUGGGUGCUAAAGUCUGGUAUUUAAGUUAGGGUGAAGGAUCUGCAGCAUGUCAACAUGCUUUUAUAGGAAAUCUACAAACACAAGUUUAAUCCUUUCAUCCAGAGGUUCCCUACUAGUCCAGGAACUAUGGCAGAUUUCAUAAAUGCAAAGGUGCAAAAAUGAACCACCCAGAAGUCAGAGUCAAGUUGGCAGCCUUCUCCCGGGAAUUUUAUUGCAGUCUGCAGCAUCAACCGCAUCUCACGACAAAUCAGCCGACGGACCCAGAACCAAACAAUCCCAAAUCCUUUAUACUUCUCCAAUGAUGUUAGCUAUGGUUUUUCACGUAAGUGGUCAUCUGAAGUGUUAUCUUCCCCUAAGUGUACUUCACAUUGGUGGCUGAUAGCCAACAAGGUGACUUUUUCUGUAAACAUGUUUUGCUCGCUGGUCGGCUCUGCCAAAUUUCCUUUCGAAUUUUGGCAGAGCCAUGUGUGACAAGGUCGACGUGACCUAGCAUCCUUAACCCAAACACACAUUUAGUUCUUACAGGUUUGUAAAGUCUACAGCAACAGACUCUGGUGAAGCUAACACUUACAUCUAUGUUGAGUUCAAUGACUGUAGUGUUAGUGGUCAUUCAUGUGUUCAUUCACUUUUGCACUUUGAAAAAGUCAUGGUUAGAGAGCCUUUAAUAUUUUCUGUCAUAUCAUUCCAAUGGUGUUAAACUUCAUGUCAACCCCCUGUUGGUGAUCUGGAUUAGGUUGGAGAAUAGGCUUGAGUUUCAGGGUCCCAGACAUCUCAAAAUAACACAAUGAGCAGCAGUACUAUGAUACUGUAAAAUCAUGACUUUUUUUGCCUAACGUAAUAAAGUUUAGUGAAAGAAGCACCAUUUCAUACUCGCCCAUGCCUUGCAUUGCAUUGCAAGAGCCGCAUUUAUAAACAGAGCUGUCAAUCAUGGUGUUGAUCUCUUCUAACAACAUCAAAUAACUACUAUAAGGCGGGCUUUAUGACCAGUACUGCUGCUAGUCAGUAAAGGGAGCUCCAUAUGUUUUGGUUUAACUUUGGGGAGAUACUUACAUUCAAUUUCACUCCAAGUUGGACCAGUUUUUUUACUCCUUCUAAUGUGGUGGAUUAUUGUUUUCUGCACAAUUUUCUUUUUUUGUCUUCCAGCUUCAUAUUUUACCUUACAUGAAAUGGUUGUUGAUUAGUUGUUGAUUGCUUCAGCUACUUCUCAGCAACAAAGCCCCUAAACUGACCCCCUAAAAUAUUGACUCACUCCUUCUAUAAAAUAUUGUGUCCAAAUUUUCAUGUUUUUUUCCUCUUUUUCAUUUACAUCUUUAGAUGGAGAGGGUGGUGGAGAGCUGUCACCCCCAGUGGGCGCCGGAGUCAACUGCAACAGCUGGCAAUUCAGAUACGGUGCCCAACAAGGCUACGGCCCUCCUCAGCCCCUGAAGCCCGGAGAGAUUCCCCCUGAAGCCUUCAUCAUCCCUGGAUCCCCAGCCAUCAUCUCUAUCCGCCAUGACCCUGGCCCUGUGGACGACAAAGGAGACUUCAUAAGCUUUGGCAAGAAGGAGGAGGCCAAGAAGAAGAAAAAGAAGAAGAAGGACAAGAAGGACAAGAAGGAGAAAGGAAAGGAUGAUGGGGAUGAGUAGAGGAGGAGGGGUGACUUAAGAACAGAGCUACCAACAAAACACCAUCCCAGAAACAGAGCCAGAAAAAAGCCAAAUGCAUAUUGUAGAACCGAGGGAGCCUGCUUGCAUUAUAUUUGCAUAGACAUUGUACAGUGGCCAAACCCUCAUUAGACCAGGCCUGGCUCCCUACUCCAUGCAAACUUGCAAAACAGUAAAAUCUCUCUUGGCUUAUUUGGCCCAUAUCUUUGGUCUCCAAAAGUCAUAAGUUUAUGGCAAACAAAUACUCCAAGUAAACAGACUUCAUGUAAAGACUGGACCAAAUUAAACACUUUCAAUUGAAAUGGAUUACAUUCUGUGAUUCGCUGCCCCUGUUUGUAUGAUAAAAACAAAAAACACCUGAGAAGGUGUGCUAUUUGUAUCUGACCAUUGUCAGCUGAGGCUGCCCAAGUUGGCAUCUCUGUCUUUAUGCAGCCCCCUUCCCCUUUUUAGCUCACCUACUGAAAGGUGAAGUCAAAGCCAAACGAAAUAAAAAUGAAACAGGCUUUUUUCCAGAGUUACUGAGGCCUUGUAGAAAUUCAGAAAUUGUGGUCUUUUAUAUAAAAAAAAUGAAAAUAAAAACGAAAAAGUAACAACAUACAGUAUAUGUACCAUGAGAUUAAUACCUUUGGAUGACUAAGGUAACUGGACCACCCUCUAAUAAAGAGCUCUGUUUCAGUGUUACAUAGCACAUCGCAGAGGCGGAGGACCUGGACUGGGUUGCACCAACUAUGCGCAAGUUUGUUCCCACAUUAGGGUUUAAAGUAGUGGCUUCAUAACUGUUGGUUGAUUUGCAAUUAGCAAGUUACUUAAUUCGAUUGUACCAUGGGUAGUAAGGGGGGGGACUGUACGGCUAAAACUAGUUAUAACAUUAAGAAUCAUACGAGUAUCCAGUCAGUAAUAGCAUAAUCUUGCUGAGGGGUGUAAACCAGAAUAAGCUGUAGAUAACUAGAUUGGCAUUAAACGAUGAUUGGUAGAUCCAUGUUUGACUCUUAAAGGAUAAUGGUGGGUUUUUGGCUGUUUUGGCCCAUUCUCUACCAAUAUGAUGUACUCAAAAUCACUGCAUACCAUUUAGCUAACUCAAGUGGCCAUAUUUUAAUUAUUAUAAAACCAACACAAAGACUUUUCCAUUGCUAGAAAUUCAUCCAGGUAAAAAAAUCUGUAAGUCAUCAUCCUAACAAUACUUCCCUAAACAAAUUCAACACAAAAAUAAUGGUGAACAUUAUCAAGCAAGUGCAAACAUGUUAAUUUCAAUGUCUGUAAUUCGGUUGAAUCCAAAUUCUGCUUGAGGAGAAAAACAAUUAACACCAAACUGAUAAUUAGUCAUCAGUAAAGAUCAAUUGGUAGGCAAUGGGUGGAGACAUCUAGAAAAAAUCUACCUGCUAGUCCUUUAAAUUGCAAAAUGGCAUGAAAGCUCUAGAGAAAAGAUACACUGUGUGCAAAAAUAGAAGAAAAAAAAAACUUGCUUUUACUGUUAGUGAGUGCAAUUGUGUGACUCUGUAUCAUUUGCACCUGCUUUAUUGCUUGCCUAGCUAUUUAGUUGUUACUUACGGUUCAGUUUUGUGGUGAUACCGCUUGUGUUUUAGCAAUGCGUGAAUGGGGAUGAGUCACUAUGACUUUGGAUUUAAAUAGGGAACCUACGUGCAGCUGAUGCAACCGACCUCUGACCUUGUCUCUUUUAGAACAUGGCACAGGUCAACGGGUCUCACCCAGUCUGACGCACAUGUUGUUCUACAUAAACACUGACACUCUCAUAUACACAACAAAACACACACACACUCUGCUACAUCCAGACAUACAAAUACACAAAUAUACACAAAAAUAUCAAUUUUCCCUCUCUAGAAAGACUGAAGGCCAGUGUUGUCUAUACUUUGAGAGUGUAUUAUAUGGCUAAGAAGCAGGAACGUUGCUUGUUGCUUCAUUUCUGUUCAAGCCUGACCCUCUACUUCUGUCUCUGAAUGUUUCGUAGUUGUUCUUCAAGCCCUGCAUCACUGCCUCGAAUGCUUCAGCACUUGUAGGAUUCGCUUAGCCCGCUGCCUGUUUCUUCCCUCUACUCCUGCUUCUUGAAGUCAACACAGUCAGACGACAUCUUUUCUAGUCACUCUCCUUCAAUGAACUGUGCCGUCGCAUCCACGGUAACAUGCGUGCAUUUGCGUAUUAACAGACACACACAUACAAACUACAGUUGCACACACAGGCAUACAUCCUUUGUUAGGUUAGGCGUGUCUCUCCUGAUUGCUCACUGUUGACAGCUCUGUCAUCUCUGGGAUUGGUUGCGCGCUUUGCAUCGUAACGUCGCCUGACAGUUUAGCGAAAACUGAGACAAUGCUGUGGUGGAUAUAAUGAGACAAGAUGAAGGGACAAGAAGAUAGCAGUCAUUACACUAUAUCAUGUAGCUCCAGCGUAGAUGAUAAAGAAACUAGUGCAGAGUUAAUGGGGGCAAGCCAGCCCUGUUUAGCGCGAGCAGAACAGCAGGUGUUGCGGUUAUUUCUGUGUGUGAGUGUGUGAGCCAUUAGUGACGACUGAUAGACUUGGGCCAGCUAAAAAACACUUGGAAAAUAAGUGAGGCAGCAGUGGGAAGAGGUUGAUGGUUGAUUGGAAGAAGGGGGGAGAAGUACUGAUGGAUUAAUGGAGGUGAAGCGUGCUGUUGACAGUCUAUAGCACUGAAAGUUGAAAUGAUAGACGGACGAAUCAGGGACAAUGGUACCAUGCAGCGAAAGAGCAAAGAUUAACACAAGUUGAUAGUAACAGCUGGCAGUAACUUACUAUUUUACAUAACUUUGCCUAUGUGCUGCAUGAAAACAAAAGGAUUUAUGAUAGAGGGGAUGUGUUUCAUGGGACAAACCUUCAAAUUAAAGCAGAAUCUGGGGACGAGAGAUAAAUUUAUGGCGUUGGAGUUGAUUUGGUUUCACUUUUUAGGGAAGUGUUGCAAGAAAACAGUUCAAUGGGGAGCAAAAGGAGCCGACUGCAUCAACCGUGAUAGGUCGCUGAAUUCAGAGGCUACUGUUGCAAUGAUUUUAUAAAAAUUUUUAUGCAGUGAUUUAACACAUUUUAUCCAUCUCUUUUGAUUACAAUCUGAUAAAAGGGUAGAUAGUAACUAUAAUGUUUUUGCUGUUGCCUGUCAACUUGAACACAAUUUUUGCAUCCUGUAUUGCAAGUUCAGACUGUUAGCAGUGACCAGGAAAGAGUCCUAGUCUUGCAGAUUAAAUGACUGCUGAAGCCCUGAAAUAUUGCCUGUAGCCCCAAGAGGCUAAAUGGUUAUCAGACGAUAUCCAACCAGCUCUGAGAUUUCCCUGACCUAAGUGUAGUGUGUGAGAUUUACAGCUUUCUUUGAGCCUGAUAGUGUAAAGCCCAGGUCUAGUGUGGUAGAGAAAGGUUAGUAGAUAUUGGACCAGCAUCAAGAUGAUGUAAAGUGUCAUAAAAUCUCACCUCAGUGUUCCUUUCUUUAGACCAUCAUCUUACCAGUCACUGUAGGGGUAUAUAGGUGCUGCUAUAAGGCUCAAUCUCUCCCAUGCACACAUUUCCUCCCUUCGUCUUCUCUCUCUCUCUCCCUCUCUGUCUCUCUCUCUUUCUCUGCCCCCUCUGUCCUUCAGGUGUACUUCUGUGCUGUCAGAUCACCAAGUGGCUGUUUGCAUGUUAUAAGCAAAGGAAACAGAUACUAUAUAAAUACUAUAUAUACAUAGAUAUGUUUUUCCACUGGGAAAUGCGUAUUGGAAUACAUAUACCUCUGAUACACAUUCUCAAAGACGAUUCACACACAUGUAAAAAAAACCACUCUCAUCCACACAUACACACACGUAUACAUACAUACAUAAAAUAUACGCUAUUGCGAAACAGUAAAUUGUGGAAAAACCUAAAAGAAUCACAUUUUUUAUCCUGUUGAAAAUGACUUUAAUCUUCUAGAUAUACAUAAUGCUAUUGUGUUAUGCUAUGAAAUGCUUUUUUUGUUUUCAGUUUAUACCCAUAUGAUUUUCAUAGGUAAGAAGAUCAGUCCUUAAAGUUGUGUUAAGCUUCAAAAUGAUGAUCAAACACUAUUGUGGAAAUCAAAUCAUUUACUCACCCUUCAUAUCUAUCCCUUACCCUGUAGAUUCAAUAAAAAGAGAAAAGGAAUAAAAAAAAAUGAAAAUACAUGAAAAUAUGUGAAAAAAAAAUAAAGUUGAUGUAUUCUCUGCUUGUGUAUAGUGAAUGUUCCUCAGUCACUGGGUGUGGCGGUGAGUCACAUCCCCGUGGACUGUGACAGUGCAGAUCUGUUAAUAACUUUUUUUGUACACCUGCUCAUCAUUGUAAAGGUGAUAAUAGUGAUUCUUAUGAUUUCAUCAAUCUGGUAUCAAUGUGUUUUGUUUAUAAGUCACAAAUAAAGUUUUUCUUAAAUAUCUUAAUAUUCAA
Molecule: messenger RNA, 33997 nt
Organism: Xyrichtys novacula (pearly razorfish)
Lineage: Eukaryota; Metazoa; Chordata; Actinopteri; Labriformes; Labridae
Source: the annotation of a GenBank genome assembly